CACACCACACCACGCUUGUUUAUGUUGUAAAAGCAUGUACUGCGAUUGUGUUGAAUUCGCUAAAUUACCUUUAAAAAGAGUUUUUAUAAAAAAUUGAAAUCAUGUCGUGUUCAGAUGAAGACAUGGAUGAUGAGCGGACUGCAAUCCGUAAAGAGUUGUCACACAUGACUAUGGAGGAAUUGCUCAAUCUGAAAGAGCGAUUGGGCUCCAAAAAGUACGAUGAAGCCAUGUUUGGAGCCUCAGGUUCAAGGAGCAGGAAUAUUGACCCGAAUAGAAGUUUCAAAAGGGCAAAUAAAAACAGACCGAGGGAAAUGUCGUCAAAAAUUAAAGUGGCGCCGAUUUUUGACAGCACAGAACUUCCUAAAAAGCCCAAGUUCCAGCCCAGGGAUCCAAGAUUUGACUCUCUUUGUGGACAAUUUGAUGAGAAGGUGUUUAAGAAAGCUUACGGAUUUGUGAAUCAUAUUAAGGAGAAUGAGAAACUGCAAUUGAAGGAAGAGUUGAAACACGAAACCAACCAGAAGAGAAAGGAAGAAAUCAAAUAUUUGAUCCAGAGAUUGGAAAACCAAGAGCGGGAAUUGAAGAUUCAAAAGGCUAAGGAAGAAAAGGAAAAGCAAGAAAAGAAAGAGCGAUUGGAAAUGGCAAAGAGAGGAGAGAAACCGGUUUACCUCAGCAAAUCUGAGCGGAAAACUAAAGAACUUGUCGAGAGGUUUGAAGAGCUCAAGAAGUCAGGAAAGAUCAGCAAACAUAUUGAGAAGCAAAGGAAGAAGAGAGUCCAUCAAGACAGAAAGAAAUUCAAAAUGUUGAAAAAUAAAGAAUAGUGCUAACUCUGUUAACAAAAAUUC
Messenger RNA from Cloeon dipterum, 842 nucleotides. Its product is annotated as ribosomal RNA processing protein 36 homolog. NCBI's taxonomy places the organism in Eukaryota, Metazoa, Arthropoda, Insecta, Ephemeroptera, Baetidae. Gene Ontology annotation, cellular component: nucleolus; 90S preribosome. Bases 102 to 818 code for a protein of 238 amino acids. Gene Ontology annotation, biological process: maturation of SSU-rRNA from tricistronic rRNA transcript (SSU-rRNA, 5.8S rRNA, LSU-rRNA). The transcript is spliced from 6 exons. The record is from RefSeq and is a predicted model, not a curated record.